Paramacrobiotus metropolitanus is the source of this 1547-nucleotide messenger RNA. RefSeq names its product L-sorbosone dehydrogenase-like. Lineage: Eukaryota; Metazoa; Tardigrada; Eutardigrada; Parachela; Macrobiotidae. The coding region runs from base 96 to 1442 and encodes 448 amino acids. The record is from RefSeq and is a predicted model, not a curated record. The transcript is spliced from 2 exons.
UUAAUUACAGUUAUAAACCGCCUCUGCAUAUAUCUGGUUGUGCAACAUCCUUCAAAAAUUUAAUACUUACUGACGAUUAAAUCAACAACCGUAAAAUGCACAAAUUUUUAAUUUUAUGCGCUGCCGUCGUGCAGCUGUACAGAUAUGUCGCAGCCGGUCAAAACGUUUUAACCGGUUCGGCAGCAUUCGGCGACUACCGUAACGAUGCACCCGGUGUGCGGCGCAAGAUCACCCCGGCUGACCUCCCACCACCGGCACCGUCCGACGAAUUCAACCAGACUCGGAUUGUUGCUCGUCCUGCUAAUGAACUCCCAAAAGUCCCUGCAAACUUUGCCGUGGAACUGCUCAUCACCGAUUUACGGCAACCGCGGCUCCUGCGUACCGCACCCAACGGCGACGUCUUUGUGUCGGAGGGCGUAGCCAACCAGAUCAGCAUCUUGCGACGGAACGACAGUGGGCACGUCGACCGGUUUAUUUAUGCUACCCGCGAGCAGGGACUGGAUCAACCGUUUGGUAUCGCUUUCCAUCCUCAUGGCGAUAAUCCGACGCAUGUGUAUAUCGCCAAUACUGGGAGUAUUGUGCGGUUUAGUUAUAAAAACGGCGAUACCGUGGCGCAGGCAGCAGCUGAGGUGGUGACCGACCAGAUUCCGAAAGAAGGUCAUUGGACCAGGGAUAUUAUUUUUUCCCCGGAUGGGCAGAGUAUGUUUGUUGCGGUUGGUUCGUUCAGCAAUGUUCAAGCCAAUCCUACUGACAACGAAGUCGAUCGGGCGAUGAUUUUGAAGUUUAACCUUGAUGGAACCGGAAAAACCCAAUUUGCAACAGGCAUUCGAAAUCCGGUCACCAUUGCCAGUCACCCAGAUACCGGCGUUCUAUGGACAUCAGUGAACGAGAGAGACGGCCUAGGCGAUAACAUUGUCCCGGAUUACAUUACCCGUGUAAACGCUAAUCAGUUCUACGGUUGGCCGUGGUACUAUAUCGGCAACAACACCGAUCCGCGUCACGCCGGCAAAGUCCCCGAAAAUGUGCCCAGUGUAUCCAUUCCGGAGGUGUUGAUCCAAGCGCACAGUGCCUCCUUGCAGAUGGCGUUUUAUACCGGCAAUCAUUUCCCGGCGGAAUACAAGAACGACGUCUUUGCUGCCCAACACGGCUCCUGGAACCGGCUGAACCGGACGGGAUACAAGGUCAUUCGGGUGCUGGAAGAGAACGGUGCGCCCAGUGGCGUCUACGAAGAUUUCAUGACCGGCUUUGUGUCGGCGUCCGGUGAGGUGUAUGGUACGCCGGUAGGCGUGGCUGUCGCUAAGGAUGGAUCGUUGUGGGUGUCGGACGAUGGAUCAAAUUCAGUGUGGAGAGUGUGGUACACUGAUUCGGGAGCCGAAAUGCACAUAAGCAGCUUGUUUUUAAUGGUGUUUGCAUUCGCUCUUGCACUCUUUGUGCGCAUGUAAUUCACACAAAUAAACGCCGAAACUAAACCAUGCGAUUGUUUUGAAUAUGACCUGAUUAAAUAAAACCUACAUAUAUCCAUAUUUAAUUUAUUUACCCCCUGCGAA